AUGUCUGCAUCGACGCCACAUUUGUCAAGAGAAGGCCGUACAGUUCGAGGUCGUACUCCCGCCUCCUCCUCCCGCCGCGUGUCCAACAGUGGUCCAAACAGUACCUCCGCAUCCACAGAGCGAUCGACAGCGAAUGAGCGCAAUCCCAACAAAAUCGGCACACUGGGCAUUUGUGCCUUGGACUCGAAGGCCAGGAGCAAACCCUCGCGUAAUAUUCUGAAUCGGCUGGUGGGCAAGGACAACGACUUCGACGUCAUUAUCUUCGGAGACAAGGUUAUCCUGGACGAAGAUGUGGAGAACUGGCCGGUAUGCGACUUCCUGAUCAGCUUCUUCAGCGACGGCUUUCCACUAGACAAGGCCAUCGCAUACGCCAAGCUGCGGAGGCCCUUCUGCGUCAACGACCUUCCCAUGCAGACCGUGCUUUGGGAUCGUAGGAUCUGUCUUCGCAUACUCGACAAACUUGGCGUGCCCAGUCCCCAGCGGCUUGUCGUGAGUCGGGACGGAGGACCGGUAUUGGCCUCUGCAGAUAUCGCGGAGCGCCUGAAGCAACUCGCAGACGUGGACUUGCACGGCCCCGAGGGCCUCGGAGGAGGUGAAAAGGCACCAUACGAGAUAUAUCUCGAAGACGACAGUGAUACCCUGGUGGUCAAUGGACAGAAGCUGAGCAAGCCAUUUGUCGAGAAGCCGGUCAGCGGUGAAGACCACAACAUCAACAUCUACUACCCCAAGUCGCAAGGUGGCGGUGGUCGCAGACUCUUCCGAAAAAUCAACAACAAGUCAAGCGAGAAAGACGAGAAUCUCGUUGUCCCUCGAGCGGUCACUGAUCAGACAGGAAGUUUCAUUUACGAACAAUUCCUCAAAGUCGAAAACGCCGAGGACGUCAAAGCAUACACCGUUGGCCCCGACUUCUGCCAUGCUGAAACGCGAAAGUCACCUGUCGUCGACGGCGUCGUGAAACGCAAUCCUAACGGGAAGGAGAUUCGAUAUGUGACGUCCUUGUCAAGAGAGGAGCAACUCAUGGCCACCAAAAUCGCAAUGGGCUUUGGACAGAGGGUUUGUGGGUUCGACUUGCUGAGGGUCGGUGACCAAAGCUAUGUAAUUGACGUCAACGGCUGGAGCUUUGUAAAGGACAACAACGACUACUACGACAAGUGCGCCAGCAUUCUCAAAAGCAUGUUUGUGAGGGAGCGGCUACGCUGGGACGGCAAGACGACGCCCAGCGAAGACGGCGAUGGCAAGGAACUUCAGCUGCCCGAUCUCGCCGCGCUUGAGAAGCUGAGCAAUCAUCGAAAGUCGACAUUUUCCAUGGACAAGGAGCGGGCAAGCCAUCGCCAUUCCCUCAAGAGCGUGUUUCGGGCUCGCAGCAUUUCUCAACUCCGCGACCAAGUCAGCACUGCCGCUCUCAAGAUGGGCCACCCUCAAUCCGCACGCAGCCCAGGCGGCACGUCAAGCCCAUUGAGCAACCCGCCGACUCUCGAACGCUCACCAAGCAAACAGAAGAUUCCGUCGAUGUCAAGAGAAAACUUGCUUCCCCCUCCUGCCAUUGCGGGCCACGAAUCUCAUUUGAAGGAGAUGGCGGUUGCCGAUCGAUCGAGUUCAGCUCCUGAGCACGCAGUUGUACAGACCGAGCAAGAGCCACCAAAGACCGUUCCAGCGCCAGCGUCAAAAUCGCAGUGGAGACUGAAAGGCAUGGUGGCGGUGAUUCGCCACGCGGACCGCACGCCGAAGCAGAAGUUCAAGUUCACGUUUCACUCCAAGCCUUUUGUCGAUCUUCUCAAGGGCCAUCAAGAGGAGGUUCUUCUCGUUGGCGAAGCGGCUCUCCACUCUGUCCAGUUGGCCGUCAAGCAAGCGCUGCAGGAGGGGGUUGAAGACCGUACGAAACUGCGGACGCUACAAAACGCCCUUGCAAAGAAGGGGAAUUGGCCUGGCACAAAGGUCCAGAUCAAGCCCAUGUUCAAGAAGCCAAAGGAAGAUGGGGGAAAGGCAAAGGAGAAAGGCGACAAGGGCGUCGAUCCCUCGGACACUGUUCCCAUGGUCGGUCCAUUUGAAGGGGAGGCCGAUUCCCGAUGGCCUGCCAAAGGCUUCAAGGACUUGACGUCUUUUACUGAAACGGACUCUGGUGGACCGGCGCAGGUGCGGGUGCAAUCUCGAAGUGACUCGGUAGGCGAGGUUACCAUGUCCAGACAUGCCGCUGCGGAGAACAAUCUCGUACUGGACAAGCUGCAACUGGUCAUGAAGUGGGGUGGGGAGCCUACGCACUCGGCAAGAUACCAGUCCGCCGACUUGGGCGAAAACAUGCGCAACGACCUACUUUUGAUGAACAAAGAGGCCCUCUCGGAUGUGUCCAUCUUCACUUCAUCUGAACGACGGGUGACCACUUCCGCUCAAAUAUUCGCUGGUGGCUUCCUGGGUCAAGCGGAUGUAGACACUCGGCAGAUCCGGGUUCGAAAAGAUCUGCUGGAUGACUCGAACGCUGCGAAAGAUGAAAUGGACAAAGUGAAGAAGAAGCUGAAGGGGCUCUUGCGACAAGGCAAUGCAGCGCCUGAGCAAUUCGCGUGGCCGAAAGACGGUACACCCGAACCAUACGUGGUGGUGCGAAACGUCGUCGAGCUCAUGAAGUUUCAUCGCCGAGUCAUGCGUGACAACGUGUCCAAAUUGGGCUCCGAAGCCACUCGCGCCCUUGCCAACGGUGGCGAGUCGAUCAGCCAGGCUUCGUCCGUGCAAGCUAGAUGGUGCACGGGCGAGGAUGCAGAGUUGUUCAAGGAGCGAUGGGAGAAGCUGUUCAACGAAUUUACGGAUGCGGAAAAGGUUGAUCCUAGCAAGAUCAGCGAGCUAUACGACACGAUGAAGUUUGACGCGUUGCACAACCGACAAUUUCUCGAGUGGGUCUUUACGCCGAGUCAAAGCUUCAUGGUGGAAGAAGGCGAGGAGGACGACCGUGUCCUGCGACGCACAGAGUCCGUCGUUGCGCGAGAGGAGUUUGCGCAUACUCAUGACGGGACUGCUCCGCUCGUAUCCGCUGUGGACUCGAAAGUCCGCAAUGAUGCUCGACUGGAGAAGCUGAACGAGCUGUACGGUCUUACGAAGAUUCUGUUUGAUUUCAUCGGCCCGCAGGAGUACGGCAUUACGAAUUCCGAAAAGCUGGAAAUUGGACUCCUGACCAGUCUGCCGCUUCUGCGAGAGAUUGUCAAGGACUUGGAAGAAGUGCAAGCAUCGGACGAUGCGAAAUCGUUCAUCUACUUCACCAAGGAAUCGCACAUUUACACACUGCUCAACUGCAUAUUGGAGGGCGGCAUCCAGACCAAGAUUGCCCGCAACGCCAUCCCGGAGCUCGAUUAUCUCUCGCAAAUCUGCUUCGAGUUGUACGAAUCGGAGAACGCGGAGGCAGACAUCGACCCCGCGAAUCCCGAGACGAACUUCAACUACUCGAUUCGCAUCACGAUGAGUCCGGGCUGCCACACUUUCGAUCCGCUGGAUGUGCAGUUGGAUAGCAAGCACUGCAUUGGCUGCGCCCCGCGCCGGAGUCUGACGCCGCACGCGAACUGGAGGGACGUGAUUGAAACCCUGCGUGCCAAAUUCGACACUGUCAAGCUGCCGACGUCGUUUGUAGCGGUCAACUUGUCCGAGAAGAUCCCGCAGGAGUUUGUGAGUAAGGAGGCCGCGGCGGGGCUAAGUGAUGAUGUGUAG
Neohortaea acidophila is the source of this 3687-nucleotide messenger RNA. RefSeq names its product histidine phosphatase superfamily-domain-containing protein. Gene Ontology annotation, molecular function: inositol hexakisphosphate kinase activity; diphosphoinositol pentakisphosphate kinase activity; 5-diphosphoinositol pentakisphosphate 1-kinase activity. Bases 1 to 3687 code for a protein of 1228 amino acids. NCBI's taxonomy places the organism in Eukaryota, Fungi, Ascomycota, Dothideomycetes, Mycosphaerellales, Teratosphaeriaceae. Gene Ontology annotation, biological process: inositol phosphate biosynthetic process; inositol metabolic process. Gene Ontology annotation, cellular component: cytosol. The transcript is spliced from 3 exons. The record is from RefSeq and is a predicted model, not a curated record.